UACCCAGAAAGUUUAAGAAUUUGAAGUCCCGGAAUGCCCUCUCCGACGACAUAACUGAUGGCUUCAGGGAAAGUGCAGUCAUUCGAUUUCUCGAGAAAAUGCAAACUAUCGUCUAUAGGAUUCUCAUUAGUAUUUUAUUAAUAACGACUAUCGCGUGCACAAAACCGAACCUGAAGAGUGCAUCGAUCCCCGAAAAGCCGGAGAAGCUGAGCUCCAAGAAUCGACAUGGUCGCACUACCUUCGUCAAAGCGAUUGUCUCCAAUCCAAACCUCUCGCCAACUCAUAUAUUAGCUGAAAAAUUAGCGAAGGAAGCGUUGAGGUCCACGAGGACACAGCAGACCCUGAAGAAACUGACGGAAAUUAGAGUCCCGGUGGAUAAACGUAGCAUAGAACGGAAUGAUCACCAGAGACACCACCACAAGAAACGAAAACGAAAGAAACAUAGACACAGGUCUGGAGAUCGACAUCAUCAUCAUCACCAUAGGAAUGCACGGAGACGUCGACUGGGAACACAGGUUUCAGGGAAUCUCGAUGGAACGAACGGAAGAGCUGAUUUAACACCGAAGAAAAUUCAAGUAAAACGUAAUGACAUCGACUGCAUUAUCACCAGGCUGACUUUUUUCAAUCCAAUGGAACAACCCUUGCCAAUAUCUGACACGUUUCAUCCAGACCAAAAUUAUGUGAGGAUAUCUCGGCAGGUGUCAAAUCAAUUGGGCAAAUCAAGCGUUAGAAACCGUCAAGGACGUGUAAGCAAUGAUUUCGAUAAAAAUUCAGGAUUCAAUCAGGAUAUGUAUCUACACCCAGGUCCCUCGAUAAACCCAGGAUCACAAUUCUCCAAUAUCGAUGUAAAUUCUCUGAUGUAUCCUCGGAAUUACAACCAGCUUCAAUUUCCUAUGUUUGCGAAUGGCUUCUAUCCCCCCGAGAGACAACCAAAUUACUUCCCACAAAUUGAAGCGGGACAGAAGGGAUUUCCUGUCAGCACACGAGCUGCUCGUGUCACUAAACAUGACGCAACGAAUGGAAAUUCCACAACGAAUUGCACAACAUCGAAUUCAGAAAUAAGUUCCGGGGGACGAAAAGUUGAAGAACAGGGGAACAACGUGGAACACAAUGUUUUGCCGGCUUCGAGUCAUCCAGGAGAAGCCCUGGCAUCGCAAUCUCAAGUCAAUGUCACGGGGGUGGAAACUAAACAAGUUGCUAAUGAGAUUCUGAAUGAAAUUAUUGAGGAAUUGGAGGAUUUGAAAGUUGAUCAUAACAUGAAUAAUCCCAGAGAAGGUUUACCCUGCAAAGUAACGGGGUCGUGGACAACAACUCAAGCAGGAGUAGAUUUGAAAAUUACGGUUAUCAAUCAAACUCUAGUUGUGACACUGGAGAAGAUGAAUCCUGUAAUGAAACUCCAUAAUGGUAUUUUGAAUACCACAUGGAAUGUGACUGGUCAUGUGCCUGUAAAGCGGGGAGCACCCUUUGCCAUUGUUGCAACUAAUGUUUAUGUAAAAUCAUUGGCGACGUUCAUUGGUGCAUGUAGAAUUUGCCAGGGAGUAGACACUAUUGAAGGAGUAUGGUCUGUAAUUAAAGAGCCCCGCGGUUGUCGAGAUCUCCAAGCUUCCACAAGUGCUUACAACGACGUAUUUCGGAGAGUUAUCCCGACUCCAAAAACCAAAAAGAAGAAAAACGUGACUACAAGAUAG
Molecule: messenger RNA, 1688 nt
Organism: Diachasmimorpha longicaudata
Lineage: Eukaryota; Metazoa; Arthropoda; Insecta; Hymenoptera; Braconidae
Exons: 6
Coding region: 99-1688 (529 amino acids)
Source: RefSeq, a predicted model, not a curated record